UUUCUUCUCUCUCCAUGUGCAACAUCGGACCGCACUAUUUCAAACUUCAAAGUUCAACUGUACACUCCCAUAUCUUCCCCAAUUUUCCCACAGGAAUCUUGGUCCAAAUUCUCCUGUCAUUUACCUGGACUUAUAUCUAUAUCUUCGAUUUCCUCGAAUUCUUUGCUUCCCGUAGGAAGAAACGCGAUAGUGAAGGCAUUGACUCGAGAGUGAGUGCUGGAAUAUGAAACUCACACCGAGAGAGGUGGAGAAACUGUGUCUUCACAAUGCCGGGUACCUAGCACAGAAGCGUCUCGCUCGUGGUCUAAGACUCAAUUACACUGAAGCUGUGGCUCUCAUUGCUACGCAGAUUCUGGAGUUCGUACGCGAUGGUGAUAAAUCGGUGGCGGAGUUGAUGGACGUUGGGAAACAACUUUUAGGAAGGAGACAAGUUCUUCCUGCUGUACCAUAUCUUUUGGAUUCUGUACAGGUUGAAGGGACCUUUCCUGAUGGCACUAAGUUAAUCACCGUUCAUGAUGCAAUUGCUAGUGAACAUGGAAAUCUGGAGCUAGCUCUACAUGGUUCUUUUCUUCCAGUUCCUUCUCUAGAAAAGUUUCCUUGGGUAGAAGAUAAUAAAAUUCCUGGUGAGAUUAUCUUUGGAGGUGGAAAUAUUACACUUAAUCAUGGAAAAAAAGCAGUAAUCCUCAGAGUUGUCAACACUGGAGACAGGCCAGUUCAGGUUGGCAGCCACUAUCACUUUAUUGAGGUGAAUCCCUACUUGAUUUUUGAUCGACAGAAAGCAUAUGGCAUGCGCCUAAACAUACCAGCAGGGACAGCUACACGAUUCGAGCCUGGGGAAACUAAAAGUGUCAUACUUGUAAGCAUUGGAGGUAAGAAAGUGAUCAGAGGGGGACAUGGCAUUGCUGAUGGUCCAGUUGAUCAUGCUAAAUUUAGAGAAGUCAUGGGAGCUGUAAACUUGAGAGACUUUGGGAAUCUGGAAGAAAAUAAUGCUAGUGAAGGCUUUACUGGAGAACAUUCCGCUUUCAGCAAAAUAAUCUCUCAUGAGGAAUAUGUCAACAAGUAUGGCCCUACCACUGGUGACAAAAUUAAGCUUGGUGAUACAAACCUGUAUGCUGAAAUUGAAAGAGAUGUUGCCAUUUAUGGUGAUGAAUGUGUCUUUGGAGGUGGGAAGGUUAUAAGAGAUGGAAUGGGCCAGUCAUGUGGGCAUCCACCUGCUGUUUCUUUGGAUACAGUUAUUACAAAUGCUGUGAUAAUUGAUUAUAGUGGAAUUUUUAAGGCCGAUAUUGGGAUCAAGGAUGGUCUUAUUGUUUCCCUUGGGAAAGCAGGCAAUCCAGACAUCAUGGAUGGUGUAUUUUCAAAUAUUAUAGGGGUUAACACUGAGGUUAUUGCGGGAGAAGGAAUGAUUGUAACUGCGGGAGCCAUAGACUGUCAUGUCCACUUCAUAUGCCCUCAAUUGGCAUAUGAAGCUAUAUCAAGUGGAACCACAACAUUAGUUGGAGGAGGAACGGGACCUGCUGAUGGAACGCGUGCGACAACUUGUACUCCAGCAAUAUCACAAAUGAAGUUAAUGCUGCAAUCAACUGACGAGAUGCCUCUAAAUUUUGGUUUUACGGGAAAAGGGAACAGUGCAAAACCUGAUGAACUGCAUGAAAUAAUUAGAGCCGGGGCAAUGGGACUGAAGCUGCAUGAGGACUGGGGAACUACUCCUGCCGCAAUAGACAAUGCUUUGAAUGUUGCAGAACAUUAUGACAUCCAGGUUAAUAUCCACACGGACACCUUGAAUGAAUCGGGAUUUGUUGAACAUUCUAUUGCUGCAUUUAAAGGAAGAACUAUUCAUACCUAUCACAGUGAAGGUGCUGGUGGUGGUCAUGCUCCAGAUAUCAUUAAAGUAUGUGGUGUAAAACAUGUCCUGCCAUCAUCUACGAACCCCACACGGCCUUUUACUUUCAACACUAUAGAUGAGCAUCUUGACAUGCUGAUGGUCUGCCAUCACCUCGAUAAAGAUAUUCCAGAAGACGUGGCUUUUGCUGAAUCAAGGAUAAGGGCUGAAACAAUUGCUGCAGAGGAUAUUUUGCAUGAUAUGGGGGCAAUUAGCAUCAUUGCUUCCGAUGCACAAGCUAUGGGUCGCAUUGGAGAGGUGAUAAGCAGAACUUGGCAAACUGCCCACAAGAUGAAGUUACAAAGAGGGUCGAUUGACCCUAGUGGACCAGACAAUGACAAUCUUCGUAUCAAGCGUUACAUUGCUAAAUACACAAUAAAUCCUGCCAUAGCUAAUGGGCUUUCUGAAUAUGUUGGCUCAGUUGAGGUGGGAAAGUUGGCCGAUCUUGUUCUGUGGAAGCCAUCCUUCUUUGGUGCAAAACCAGAAAUGAUAGUAAAAGGUGGUGCAGUUGCGUGGGCUAAUAUGGGCGAUCCAAACGCAAGCAUUCCCACACCUGAACCGGUAAUGAUGAGGCCCAUGUUUGGAGCAUUUGGGAAGGCUGGAAGUGCUCACUCCAUUGCUUUUGUCAGCAAGGCAGCUUUGAAUAUUGGAGUUAAAGCCGCAUACGGACUCAACAAGAGAGUAGAAGCUGUGAGCAAGGUUAGGCAGCUAACCAAAGCUGACAUGAAACUCAACAAUGCUCUUCCAAACAUCACGGUGGACCCAGAGACAUACACGGUCACAGCCGAUGGUGAGGUUCUUACCUGUGCUGCAGCCACCACCGUUCCUCUUUCUCGGAAUUACUUCCUCUUUUAGGCAUAUUGGUAAUAUGUCAGAGCCUCUACCAGUUCAUGUUUUGAAGUAGACUUUCCAAACUGAAAUAAAUGACGAUGCUGCCAAAAUGAACCGAAAUAGCACUUUCCUAA
This is a messenger RNA of Juglans microcarpa x Juglans regia, 2844 nucleotides long. RefSeq names its product urease-like. Gene Ontology annotation, cellular component: urease complex. Gene Ontology annotation, molecular function: nickel cation binding; urease activity. The transcript has 19 exons. The record is from RefSeq and is a predicted model, not a curated record. NCBI's taxonomy places the organism in Eukaryota, Viridiplantae, Streptophyta, Magnoliopsida, Fagales, Juglandaceae. Bases 224 to 2734 code for a protein of 836 amino acids. Gene Ontology annotation, biological process: urea catabolic process.